Molecule: messenger RNA, 897 nt
Organism: Triplophysa dalaica
Lineage: Eukaryota; Metazoa; Chordata; Actinopteri; Cypriniformes; Nemacheilidae
Gene: b9d1
Product: B9 protein domain 1
Biological process (GO): cilium assembly
Cellular component (GO): MKS complex
Source: RefSeq, a predicted model, not a curated record
GUUGUAAAAGCGUCCAUAGCACCCACAGAGAUGUUGGCAACGAGAAGCCAUUAAUGUAACGUAAAGCCAACUAGAUCAAAUUUACUGGUGAGAGGGGCAUUUGGCUUUGAUUUAAAUGUUAGUAAUCGUAUUAAGGAUGUGAAAAUGACCUCAAACAAUCCGUCGGCUUUCCUUCUCAUGGUUAAUGGCCAAAUCGAAGGAGCUAAUUUCCCAGAAUAUGAUGACAUGUACUGCAAGUAUUGUUUUGUGUAUGGACACGACUGGGCGCCCACAUCAGGAUUAGAAGAGGGAAUUUCUCAGAUAACAUCAAAGGGAAACGGAUCACAGAAUCUGGUGUGGAAUUUCCCAAUAGACAUCACAUUCAAAAGCACCAAUCCAUUCGGUUGGCCCCAAAUUGUAGUUAGUGUGUUCGGCCCAGAUACAUUUGGAAAUGACGUUGUCCGAGGAUAUGGAGCUGUGCAUAUCCCCUUUACGCCUGGAAAACACACGAAGACUAUUCCAAUGUUUGUGCCCGAGUCCACAUCAAGACUGCAGAAGUUCACAAGCUGGCUGAUGGGGAGGCGUCCUGAGUUCACAGAUCCCAAAGUUGUUGCCCAGGGAGAGGGAAGAGAAGUUACAAGGGUGCGUUCACAAGGUUUCGUGAAACUACAGUUCAACGUUGUUACUAAGGAUAUGAAGAAGCUGGGUUAUGACACAACUUCCACAUAACAUGCACCUGCUGGACUCUCGCAAUAUCAGAUAUGAUUAGACUGUUGCCAUAGCAGAAUGUGAUGUGUAAACUGACAGCAUCAAAAGACAGAUAAAAAGUCAUUGAUACAAUUUAUUUUUACCAUUGCAGCUACAUGUCCUUUUAUCACUUGCUGCUGUUUAGAUGGCAAUAAACAUCACACUCUUCAA